UUUGUAACACUUAAUUUCAGGACAGAAAGAGAAAAACUGGAUAGAGCCAGAAGGAAACUGGCCACUGUCAAUGAAAGUAACAUGUGGUCCAAAAGAGAGCGGUCACAUUCUUUGAGCAGUUUGCGGUAUGAAGAUGAAAGGCCUGCAAAGCGAUCCUUUGAAAGAAAUCAAAUGCACGGUGACUCAUUCUGGAACGAUCACAGUAUGGAUGACAAUGGUGGUAGCUUAUCUCUUCGAUAUGGUUCUCUGAUUCCUGAAUCAAGAUACAGUGACUUGAAAGACACAUAUCGCCGAAGAGGUGGUCCCUAUUAUGGCAGAGAAAGCAAAAACCUCGGCUCCUCGGACCACUAUGAUGUGCCCCUGGGUAGAGUUGGUGAAAGUUCUUCACGGCUUCAUGAUAGAUACAAUGCUCCACUUGACAACAGCUCCAGAUUAGACAUGCACUUGAAUUCCGAUAAAUUUGACAGAAUGGACACUGGCUUUAGAAGAGAUCCAGACCACAUUGUGUAUGAGCCUGACCGUCGAAAUAUGCUGCACAGCAGAGACAUUGACCACAGAAGCGUAUCAGCCCAUAACCGUCUUGGCAGAAUGAGAAACUCUCCAGGUAAAACCUCCCCACUUUAUAUAAUCUCUCUCGCACACCUCUUUUAUUCUUUCUUUUACUUGUUUCAGUCAUUUGACUGCUACCAUGCUGGAGCACUGCUUUUAGUCAAUGAAAUUAUCCCCAGGACUUAUUCUUUGUAAGCCUAGUACUUAUUCUAUCGGUUUCUUUUGCUGAACUGCUAAGUUAUGGAGACGUGAACACACUAACAUCAGUUGUCAGGCGUUGGUGGUGGUGGUGGGGCAAACUCA
Messenger RNA from Octopus bimaculoides (California two-spot octopus), 852 nucleotides. RefSeq lists its product as uncharacterized. The record is from RefSeq and is a predicted model, not a curated record. NCBI's taxonomy places the organism in Eukaryota, Metazoa, Mollusca, Cephalopoda, Octopoda, Octopodidae.